AAUGGACAGAUAACAAUAGCAAUAAUAAUAAUAAUUCCAAUAGACACCUAAAUAAAAAUUAGAUCCAUAAGAUAAUAAUCUACAAGUAUCAAUGAGGAAAUCAUUAAAAGCGUAAGUAUUCAUUGCCAAGAUAUUCCUAAAGAAAUUUGGCAAUGUAGAAUUACAUGCACUUGGAGAAGCAUCUAAAAAUAGUGUUAAAGUAGCUGAUACUUUAUCAAAACAAGGUAUAUUUAUAUAUUUAAUAUUUAGGGAUUGCAACAAUAACCAAGAUCAACUCAUUCACUUUGGAAAAUAAUGAAAGAAAAAAAGUGAAACUUAUAGUAUCAUUGACAUUAACACCAGAGGGAAAGAAAAGAGUAGAUCAAGAAUUGAAUUGAUC
Messenger RNA from Paramecium pentaurelia, 379 nucleotides. Lineage: Eukaryota; Ciliophora; Oligohymenophorea; Peniculida; Parameciidae. The record is from the annotation of a GenBank genome assembly.